AUUAGGAAGAGGAGCCUAAGGACAUGUGAAGAAAGCAUAGGCUCCUUCUGCAGGCGAACAGUCCUGGCCCAGGAUGGGUAGCCAUGCCCCAUGGCAGGAACUAGGGGAAAAAUAAUUCACAUUCCUGAGGCUUCUGCUCUGACCCUGACACAUCUCUCUUACCCAAGAAUCAGGCAGAACAGUGGCGCACUCUCAGCUGAAAGCCUCAGCCCUGGAGCCAACAGAUUCAGACAGCAACUUUGCUCUCCAAUCAAAGAAAACUGUGUUCUCUGCUGAGGAGAGGGGAGUCAGCCCCAGAGCAAGCUCCCAGGGGGAUGGAAGUUUUACACUAAAAAGAUAAACUCUCACCCAGAGUGGCCCACAUGUGUCAUAAAGAGCCUUCAGAUGGGAGGCAGUCUUGUGUGGACAGCGUGAGGAAGACUCCGUGGUGACCUGCGUGGACCUGCAAUAUAAUCCAAUACAAGCAGGUGGAUGCUGAGGGCCAAUGAGCAGGACCAGAUGACCCCAUAGAUCACUAGCUCUGAAGGAAGCCAGCCGCCAUGUCAAGAGGACACUCAAGCAAUCCCAUGGAGAGACCCACGAGUUGGGUGUUAUCAAUUGUACCUGCAUUUAAAGGGAACUUGGAUCUGCUGGACAAGUGAGAUGAGUGCUGUAGCCUGCAUUUAGAAGAUGAACAUGGAUUUUUCACGCCUUCUAGAGGAAAAAGAAAGAGGGAAGAGGAAGGGCAAGAGAAGACAGAUGUGAUCACUGGCAUCAUUUCACCUGGACUGAACGCUAGGCUCUGUGCCUAUAACUAUACCUGGGCUUGACCCCAGAACUGGCAAUUUUCUAAGAUCUUUAUUGAUUGCCUAAUAUUGUGGCAGGCCUUGAGCCUGGGGAUACAGUGGUGAACAAGAUAAAGAGCCUGUGCUUGAUGAGAUCAUGGUCUACUGGGAGACAAGUAAACAUUUAGAGCACUAAAUGCUCUGUUGUCUUCUGCAAGAGCAUGCCGCAGUAGGGGUGUGGGGAAAGGGGUCUUAAGUCUCAUCUGGAGGGAAUCAUGGAAAGCUUCAUUGAAGAGAGUAGCCUUGCAACAGAGACUUGAAGGUGGUGUGGGAAUUUUCCAGCCCAUCCCUUCAGAGUCAAGGUCUUGUGGAGCUGAGUUUUUCUUUCUGUCCUUCACUGAGGCACCAGAAGGAAUCCUGCAAACUGGACACAGCUCAGUGGGGCCACCUGGAGGCUAACAGGAGUAGUUGCCCUCUAACCCUUCCUUACGGGGACUGAAGAGAGUCCUUUUUAGUUCGGGUCCUGGAGCCCUGGGAGAGCAGGAGAUGGAGAAAACAAAUGGAAGAGAGGGCAUUGCUCUGUCCACAGUGGAGAUUGGCAUAGAGAACCCAGGGCUGGAGCUCACGGAAGAAGGAAUAAAUCCUGAGGGAACCAGGAAGACUGAAGAGCGAGGACACAGCCUUGGGGAUGGAUUGGAACCCCUAACUCAACAGAGGAGGAACCUACAGCCUUUCACCAGGGCAAGAAGUUUCUGUAAGACACAUGCUGCCUUGUUCAAGAAGGUCCUGCUGAGCCUGUUGUGUUUGGCUUAUGCUGCCUACUUCCUGGCAGCUUGCAUCUUGAAUUUCCAUAGGGCACUGGCCUUGUUCGUCCUCACCUGUUUGGUGCUUUUAGUCCUGGUUCACCGCUUUCUGAAAAGGUUCUUUGGUGAAAAAUUAACGAGAUGUCUGAAGCCCCUUGAAAACUCCUGCCUGAAGCUUUGGAUGAAACGUGUGUUCGCGGGAGUCUCCUUGGUUGGCCUUAUCCUGUGGCUGGCUCUAGACACAGCCCAAAGGCCAGAGCAGCUGAUCUCCUUCGCAGGAAUCUGCAUGUUCACCCUCAUCCUCUUUGCCUGCUCCAAACACCACAGUGCAGUGUCCUGGAGGGCAGUGCUUUGGGGCCUAGGUCUUCAGUUUGUCUUUGGGAUCUUGGUCAUCAGAACUGAUCCUGGAUUUAAUGCAUUUCAAUGGCUGGGAAACCAGAUUCAGAUUUUUCUCAACUAUACUGUGGCUGGCUCCAGUUUUGUUUUUGGGGAUAUGCUGGUCAAGGAUAUCUUCGCUUUUCAGGCCUUACCGAUCAUCCUUUUCUUUGGAUGUGUGAUGUCCAUUCUUUACUACCUGGGCUUUGUGCAGUGGGUAGUUCAGAAGAUUGCCUGGGUUUUGCAAAUCACCAUGGGCACCACUGCCCCAGAGACCCUGGCUGUGGCAGGAAACAUCUUUGUGGGUAUGACAGAGGCACCUCUGCUCAUCCAUCCAUACCUUGCAGACAUGACGCUUUCAGAAGUCCAUGCAGUGAUGACUGGAGGGUUUGCCACCAUCUCAGGCACUGUCUUGGGAGCCUUCAUAUCCUUUGGGAUUGACACGUCAUCCUUGAUUUCUGCCUCUGUGAUGGCUGCCCCUUCUGCUCUUGCUUUGUCAAAGCUGGUAUAUCCAGAAGUGGAGGAGUCCAAGUUCAAGAAUAAGGAGGGGGUAAAAUUGCCCCGUGGGAAGGAGAAGAAUGUUCUGGAAGCUGCCAGCAAUGGAGCCACAGAUGCCAUAGGCCUUGCUGCUAAUGUAGCAGCCAACCUGAUUGCUUUUUUGGCCGUGUUGGCCUUCAUCAAUGCUGCCCUCUCCUGGCUAGGGGAACUGGUAGACAUACAGGGACUCACUUUUCAGGUCAUCUGUUCCUAUAUCCUAAGGCCCAUGGUUUUCAUGAUGGGUGUCGAGUGGGCAGACUGUCCGAUGGUGGCUGAGAUGGUGGGGAUCAAGUUCUUCACAAAUGAGUUUGUGGCCUAUCAGCAACUGUCUCAGUACAAAAACAAACGUCUCUCUGGAGUAGAAGAGUGGAUUGGAGGCGAGAAACAGUGGAUUUCUGUGAGAGCCGAAAUCAUUACAACAUUUUCACUCUGUGGAUUUGCCAAUCUUAGUUCCAUAGGAGUCACACUGGGAGGCUUGACAUCAAUGGUGCCCCACCGGAAGAGUGACUUGUCCAAGGUUGUGGUCAGUGCCCUCUUCACAGGGGCCUGUGUAUCCCUUAUCAGCGCUUGUGUGGCAGGAAUCCUCUAUGUCCCCAGGGGAGCUGAAACUGACUGUGUCUCCUUCCUAAACACAAGUUUCACCAAUCGAACCUAUGAGACCUAUGUGUGCUGCAGAGAGCUCUUUCGGAGUACCUCUCUGAAUGGCACCAACCCUCCUUCUUUUCCUGGUCCCUGGGAAGAUAAAGAGUUCAGUGCCAUAGCCCUUGCUAAAUGCUGUGACCUCUACACCAAUGCUGUCUGUGCCUAAAGCUGGUGCAUUUCCGUAACAAUACUGAUCUGGAUGGCUUUUUGAUGGCAAAGUUAUUUUCGUACUCAGAGUUCUCAUUCUACAGCUAAUUCACCUUGAUCUUUAAUAGUAAAUGUAAAAUAUUCAUUUUGGUUCACUGUAUGUCAGUAAUGAAAAUUAGCACUCGUUUUUCCAUUAUUUGGCUGAACCAAAUAAGAAAUUCCUUAUGGGCUCUGUCUGAGCUUAGAGUUGAAAUAAUAAAUGUUACGAUGUCAAAAAAUGUCUUUCAAACCUUGCUUCUAGUUGCCAUCUUAAAAAUUAUGUGAUGUGUGCCAGAACUCUUCUAUAUAUGUUUUGGUAAAACAAAUAUGGGAGGCAGGCACAGUCUGCCUUGGAGUUUGAUGAGUGUCAUUCCUCUCUGCCCCUUACUGAAAGAAGACGUAUGCAGGCAAGUUAUUCAAAAUCUUGUACCAGUUUUCUUAUCGUAAAGUGGGAGGAAUGAUGUUUGCCCUGUUCACUUCAAGAUUAUAAUAAUCAAAGCAGUGUGUGGAAGUUCUUGGAAGACGUAAAAAGUUUUUCAUGACUCUGUCCUAAAGAUGCUACCAGAAAACUACUAGAGCUAAUCAAUGAAUUUGGUAAAGUAGCAGGAUACAAAAUUAAUGCACAGAAAUCUCUUGCAUACCUAUACACUAAUGAUGAAAAAUCUGAAAGUGAAAUUAAGAAAAC
Molecule: messenger RNA, 3992 nt
Organism: Globicephala melas (long-finned pilot whale)
Lineage: Eukaryota; Metazoa; Chordata; Mammalia; Artiodactyla; Delphinidae
Gene: SLC28A2
Product: solute carrier family 28 member 2
Biological process (GO): retina homeostasis; nucleoside transmembrane transport
Cellular component (GO): plasma membrane
Molecular function (GO): purine nucleoside transmembrane transporter activity; nucleoside:sodium symporter activity
Source: RefSeq, a predicted model, not a curated record